GGGGGUGUCAUUACCGGGGGAAGGGGGCGGCGGGAGGAGGGGCUGCCGCCGCCGAUGAGGGCUGAAGCCGGGAGCGCGGCCGGCUGCGGGCGAGGCGGGGGCUGCGGCCGCCGCCAUGGCCUGGCCCUGCAUCAGCCGGGUGUGCUGCCUGGCCCGCUUCUGGAGCCAGCUGGACAAGUCCGACCUCUCCGUGCCGCUCACCAUCCACAACUACUCGGACAUCGAGGAGCAGGAGGACGGGGCGGCCCAGCGCGGCGGGCCCCCCCCGCGGGGCAGCGCCCGCCCGCCCGCCCCGGCCCCCCGCCCGCCGCGGGACGCCGCCGCCGGGCAGCCGGCCGGCCGCAGGAAGGGCCGGGCGGUGGGCGCCGGGGAGCCCUUCGCGGCGGAGACCCAGUACCGGCGGGACUUCCGAGCGUGGCCCCUCCCGAGGAGGGACGCCUUCCCCUGGGUCAGCGCCAGCAGCGGCGGGAGGGACGGGGCCGCCCCCCAGCCCGCCCCGGGCCGCGCCGCCUGCGCCCUGCCCGGCAGCGGGAGGCCGGCGGCGGGCGGCUGCGGCGGCCCCGAGCAGCUGCGGCCGCGCUCGCAGCCGGACGGCGCCCACACCACCUCCUACAGGCAAGAGUAUCGCCCAUGGACCGGAGCAAAACCAUCCAAGCCUAUAAAGACAAAGCAAGGCUUCACUAUCCCGGAAGACCAUUUUGUUCAGGAAACAAGCUACAAGGCAGAUUUUAAGAUCCCAGAGGUGAAGACCAGGUUCUCCCCCAACCCCUCUGCUGUUUUCCAGGCGCCGUCACGGAUCCUCAACGUGUGAACCCGCACCCUCCUCACACGCAGGCAGCUUAAACGCGGCGUUUCUGUUCAGAUCUAUCACUAUGCAAUUUUCAUGAGGAGUGUUAAGAUCAAAGGACUGGUAUUAUCAAAAGCAGCUUCGGCGAUUAAUGAUAUGCACCCACACACAGGCUUUCUGUUAACACAACAAACCGCAAAGCGCUUGGUUCAAAACUGGCAAAACGCACGGCGAGGAGCGACCUCGUUUUCCAUGGGAGCAGGGUCAUUCCUGCGCCAGCUGGCAUCGUGUUGGGAGAGCGACUUUGGGCAGCGAAGGCAGUACUGCAGGCAGCGUCCCCAUGCGUAACUACACAGGGCGGGAGGGAAAACAAUCACAAGCGGGAUGGAUAAUUAAACCCCCCCAAAAGAGGUUUAUUUAGCAGCACCCUCUAAAUAGGCCAGUGAAAGACAGGGAGUGUCUGGCUGACUUUUGAGCUGCUUGAGGGGUUUUGGAAAUAGGACCUCAAAGGGCAUCCCCAGAAAUCACAGCGUCCUGAAACAGGGCUGCUCUGAACCUCCAGGGUGGUUUUAGGAGCUGGAGGAAGCCAGCAUCGCUGAACUCCUAAAUAAAGCUGGCGCAUGCAGUGUCUCGUGGUUUUAAGGCUGGAAAGCUGGGUGCUUCCAGAACUGGUGGGCUGAGCAAGAGCGAGAGGGGACUGAGCUUCGGGAGAGACACAGCCCUGACAGUGACACGCCAGCCUGGCCGGGAGAGCACUGGUGGGCACCGCCAGCUUGGCACCUUCCAGGGUCCAGAGCAUCAAAGAUAUUUAUGUAGUCUGUAUAGCUGUUAGGGUGAGUGUAAAUAUUGUACAUGGAUUUUACCUAAAGCGAUGUGCGAUCCUUUAACAAAAAGGACAUGCUUCUACUUUCAACACAUGUUAACUCUUUGCAUAUGCGAGGUGGAAAAUAUUGCCUUGAAAUUCCUAAAUUAUUGCCUGUAUAUUGGUAAUGCUAAUGCUAGGAACAACCAGAAGCGAAUGUUACUUAGGAACUCUUCUUAAAGACAAAUGUCACGUAGAAUGUAAGACAUCCUUCAUUUUUAAGAUAGGCCAUUUUAAGUGUCAUUGCUCUAAAGCUGAUUUUUUUUUAGAUUAGCUUGCAUUUAACUUUUGCUGAGGUACGCCUGUUUUAAGAAACCAUUUUUUAGCCUUUGUCCUCAGAGACUGUAGUGAGUUUACAGUUUCUAUCUGAAUGACUUAUGCAAUAUUAUUAGACUACUGCUCAUUUAAUGGUUUUACUAAUUAUUUGGGGGGAAAAAAUUAAAAACCUUUUACUUUAUGUGUUUGCAACACAUGUGUUAGCUAGAACGAAAAGAAGCUAUCCUCAGACUUGAACAGGGAUCAGACACUCAUUCAUCUGCAACGAAACAGACUUUAACGCAGGAGAAUCUGUUCUUAACCUUCCUACUAGCUGAAGUCUAAGGCACAUUUAAUGAUCUCUGGGGACUUUGCAAACAUGUAUGCAUUGCUGUUAAUUCCCAUAAGAACAAUUUUGGAACUGCUGGCAUGUGGAUAGUGUUUGGAAUCCAGGCAGGCAGCAUCUUCUCACUGCACCGUGUGAGAACGGAGGGAUGCCACCUCUGGUCGCUGCACUAGUGGGAUGAGAACAGGCACCAUCCGCAGUCAGCCGUGUUGGGGUGGGACAAGGGGUGGCACUUCCCACACUCCCCUUGGACCCCAAGGAACCUACAGGAAUACCAGUGCUCGCCAAAACAAUUUUUCAGGAGAUUCAUUUUUCAGGAAAUUCAUUUGAAGCAUUCAAACUGUACUAGAGGUUUUGCAUGUUAGAUGUUUCUAAGAAUUCAAUCUGCUUGUUUAAUCUCUUUAUAAUGUUUUUAAGAGUUUUGUUCGAACAAUUUAAGUUCAUUUCAAUCCUGGACUUUAUUAACAGCAAAAAAAAAAGAGAAAAAAAAAGAUAAAUUGUCUAUUCAGUAUCUCUUCUUAAUUCAUUGUAUUUCUUAAAAAAAACAACAACCCAGUUGUAAACAAACUGGUAAUAUAAUAAGCUUGUAUUUUAUCAAAUGGACUGGAUUUAAUUUAAUAAAUUAAAAUGUAUUUUG
Molecule: messenger RNA, 2887 nt
Organism: Falco peregrinus (peregrine falcon)
Lineage: Eukaryota; Metazoa; Chordata; Aves; Falconiformes; Falconidae
Gene: MAP6D1
Product: MAP6 domain containing 1
Exons: 3
Coding region: 116-811 (231 amino acids)
Biological process (GO): cytoskeleton-dependent intracellular transport; regulation of microtubule cytoskeleton organization; microtubule cytoskeleton organization
Cellular component (GO): cis-Golgi network; Golgi-associated vesicle; microtubule
Molecular function (GO): calmodulin binding; microtubule binding
Source: RefSeq, a predicted model, not a curated record